Molecule: messenger RNA, 1100 nt
Organism: Lampris incognitus (smalleye Pacific opah)
Lineage: Eukaryota; Metazoa; Chordata; Actinopteri; Lampriformes; Lampridae
Gene: rab3b
Product: RAB3B, member RAS oncogene family
Biological process (GO): regulation of exocytosis; protein localization to plasma membrane; protein secretion
Cellular component (GO): endosome; plasma membrane; synaptic vesicle
Molecular function (GO): GTPase activity; GTP binding
Source: RefSeq, a predicted model, not a curated record
AUGUCCAGACUAGUGGAACAGGAAGUUUCACCUUUUGCCUCCUGCAUAUGCGUCGACAGUGGUCUCAGGAGGACGGAGGACGACGCUGCGAGCUGCCGAGGAGCGCACAGCGCCCCGGUGGUCGCCAGCGGACGGUUGUGGCUUGCAGACGGAGGCGGAGGCUUCGCUUCCCCGGCGGUGUUGGAACCAGCGCACCGACGCGAGCAGAGACGCCGAGCCGAGGUAAGAUCCCCGAAUACCAACCAGCAGGAAGGACGGGACGCGGAGUCCAGCUGUGGAGGAAACCAGGCUGGCCGGUCCGAUGAGCCGGGCGGCCUCAAGUCCGCUAAACGGUCUGGUUUUGUGGUGAAAUGUGGCGAUGGCGAAAGCGAGCAGCGGUUCGGCCAGCGGGACGGCUCGGACCAGAACUUCGACUACAUGUUCAAGCUGCUCAUCAGGAACAGCAGCGUGGGCAAGACCUCCUUCCUGUUCCGCUACGCCGACGACUCCUUCAGCAGCUCCUUCGUCAGCACCGUGGGCAUCGACUUCAAAGUGAAGACGGUGUACCGCAACGACAAGAGGGUCAAGCUGUCAGUGUGGGACACAGCGGGUCAGGAGCGGUACCGGACCAUCACCACAGCUUACUACCGGGGAGCCAUGGGCUUCAUCCUGAUGUAUGACAUCACCAAUGAGGACUCCUUCAACGCCGUGCAGGACUGGGCAACCCAGAUUAAGACAUACUCCUGGGACAAUGCCCAGGUGAUCAUGGUGGGGAACAAGUGUGACAUGGACGAGGAGAGGGUGGUUCCUCUGGAGAAAGGAAAACUCCUGGCUGAACAGUUAGGUUUUGAAUACUAUGAGGCGAGCGCCAAGGAGAAUAUCAACGUACGUCAGGUCUUUGAGCGUCUGGUGGACAUCAUCUGUGUCAAGAUGUCGGAGCGUGUGGAUGUGGAAGCGCCUGUUGCACCUGGCUCCAAGACCACCAGACUGACUGACAAGCCCAAUCAGCUUCCUCAGAAAUGCUGCUGAUUGGCUGUCGCCUGUCAUCAUUUUUCUCUGUCCCUCCCCCUCUCUGUCUCCUCCCUCAAUCCAAAUAAGAAAAGAAAAAUAGUUCUAUUAGU